Messenger RNA from Pneumocystis carinii B80, 741 nucleotides. RefSeq lists its product as hypothetical. Gene Ontology annotation, cellular component: RAVE complex. The transcript is spliced from 6 exons. NCBI's taxonomy places the organism in Eukaryota, Fungi, Ascomycota, Pneumocystomycetes, Pneumocystales, Pneumocystaceae. The record is from RefSeq and is a predicted model, not a curated record. Bases 1 to 741 code for a protein of 246 amino acids.
AUGUCAGGAAAUACACGAGUUGCAUCAAAUAAUUAUGAAGAAAUAAGUAAAGAUAAUAAUUUUUUAUUAACAAAAAUUGAAUUAGAAUGGUUUAUAUCAACCAUAGUACCAGAAAUCUUUAAAAAAAUAGAUAAAUAUUUAAAUUUAUGUAUGGAAGCACUUUCAGAUGAAAAAAGUUUAACACUUGUUUUAUCUUCGAUACAAAGUGAAACAGUUAAAGGAUUUCUAACAAGAAGAGGAAUAUCGCUUAUAAAAGGCUUAUCACAUCUUAAUGAUAUAAUUUAUCAAAGUCAAAUAAUCCUUCAAACAGAAACAACAGAUGCAGAUUCUAUCCAAAAAAUUAUUAAUCAAUUGUAUCUUCAUAUUCAAUCCGCUCAGCAAAUUUUUUAUCCAAAUGAACCAAUAAAUGAUUUAGUUUAUUCACUUAAAAGCAAUGAUUUUGACCCUCCAUUACCUUCCAACAUUAUGAUUAACAUUUGUAUCGAUUACACUUCAAUUGCAACACAUAUAUAUCUUUUAGGAGAACAUAAUUUUACACAACGAUUUCCUUUCUUAUCACGAUUACUCAGUUUUGGUGGUUGGAAAACAACAAAUCCUAAAUCUAUUAUUCUGAAUGAACAAUUAAUGCAAAUUAUUGAUGAAAUUCAUCUCAAAAGCAGAGAUCCCGCCCUUUCUGUCAUUACAGAUCAUCUAACUGGUAAUCCUAUUAUAUUUCAUCUUUUCAUUGCUAAAAAAAAAUAA